Sphaeramia orbicularis (orbiculate cardinalfish) is the source of this 1980-nucleotide messenger RNA. RefSeq names its product WEE2 oocyte meiosis inhibiting kinase (gene wee2). Gene Ontology annotation, molecular function: ATP binding; magnesium ion binding; non-membrane spanning protein tyrosine kinase activity. The record is from RefSeq and is a predicted model, not a curated record. Lineage: Eukaryota; Metazoa; Chordata; Actinopteri; Kurtiformes; Apogonidae. The transcript has 12 exons. Gene Ontology annotation, biological process: mitotic cell cycle; protein phosphorylation; regulation of meiosis I. The coding region runs from base 55 to 1680 and encodes 541 amino acids. Gene Ontology annotation, cellular component: nucleus; cytoplasm.
CCAAAUUCAAGCGUGGAAUUGGGAAUGUGGAAGGAGUCGUGUACCCCUUGAAGCAUGGCGAUGUUCGAAGUGAUCAGCCAGAAGCUGGACUUCUCUAGCUGUGAAGAGGAAGGAAACAGCAGUGACAACAGUUCAGAUGACUUGUCCUACAGGAUCCUGAGCUGGAGCCCUGUUUAUGGGACCCCCAGGGUGAAAUGCCACAGAAGCCGGAUCAACACCCUGUCCUCCCCUUUACAGUGCACCAGCCCCAUACCUUAUGCUUCCUGGAGGAAACUGAGGCUGUGCCACACUCCGAGCACACCCAAGAGUCUGCUGUCCAAGUCAUCUCAGCCUUGCUCCGGUACUAAGAUAAGUUGUCCUCAGAGGACCCUCCGUUUUGGCUCAGCACCUGCAAACUUCAUCCAGGCGCCAUAUGUCAAUGUGAAUCCUUUUACCCCUGAUACAGUACAUAGGACCAACCAGCAGCAGUGUAAGAAUAAUUGCAGAAAUGAUGAUGAUGAUGACGACUAUGGGCGCAGAAUCAAACACAGUCUAACGUCAUCUGAGGAGGAUGAUGAAGCGUUUCUCCCACCAAAGAGACGAGCUGUUGAAGCUUUCAUGCUGUCACGGUAUGAGAGUGAGUUCCUGGAGCUGGAGCGCAUUGGCGUGGGCGAGUUUGGGGCAGUUUAUAAGUGCGUGAAGAGGCUGGACGGUUGCCUGUAUGCCAUAAAACAUUCUCGUCGACCCCUCGUGGGCUCUGCCAAUGAGCAGCUGGCCCUGAAGGAAGUGUAUGCACAUGCUGUUCUUGGACACCAUUCACAUGUUGUCCGAUAUUAUUCAGCCUGGGCAGAGGAUGAUCACAUGAUUAUUCAGAAUGAAUACUGUGAUGGUGGAAGUUUGAGUGAUGCCAUUGUGAAGAAAGAGGUGCAGGGUGAGCUGUUCUCAGAAGCAGAAUUGAAAGACCUGCUCUUACAAGUGUCCAUGGGUCUAAAAUACAUCCACAGCUCAAACCUCGUACACCUGGACAUCAAACCAAGCAACAUAUUUAUUUGCUACCGUCCAAGCAAAACUACAGCAGGUGAAGGGGAGAGUGAUGAGGAAGAUGAAGCUGGAGUUAUUUACAAAAUUGGGGAUCUGGGCCACGUUACGUCAACUAACAGUCCUCAGGUUGAGGAGGGGGACAGCCGUUUUCUGGCCAUUGAGGUUCUGCAUGAGGAUUAUAGUCACCUCCCCAAGGCUGACAUCUUUGCUCUGGGUCUUACGGUUCUGCUGGCAGCCGGCGCCCCUCCACUUCCUCAAAACGGAGACGAAUGGCAUAACCUUCGAAAAGGGCAACCACCCAAACUUCCACAGGAGCUUUCAUCUGAGUUCAUGGCGUUACUUCAGUCAACACUGGAUCCAGACCCAACAAAGCGGCCGUCUGCAAGGGAGCUCUGCAAACACACUGUCUUAAGGGAAGAGAGUUCUACAAAGCUCGCUGCUCAGCUACGCAAAGCGCUCAACGUAGAGAAGUUCAGGACAGCCAUGCUCAAAAAAGAGCUUCAGGAGGCUCGUCAGGCAGCGCUGUCACCCAAACAGAUUAUUGAUCCUGGAUUGGAACCCAUUGCUAGGAGGGAGUCCCUACCUGGAUCAGGCAGGAGGCUUGUUGGUAGAAGGGCGGCACGAUCCAUGAGCUUUGGUUGCUCGGGUUAUGGAGUCUGAAGAGGCUAUGUUAAGCUUCUCUGGUUAUCUUUCAGCAACCGGUUUGUGGUAGAAGUGCAUCAUCUAUACACAUGAAAACAGCAAAACAAGUUUCCUCUUAACAGCAAUGGUUCUGAGCCUCAGACAGAAUGUGAUCAUGAUGACUUUCUCGAGUGACUAUUACUCCUAGAGACACGCGUACUUGACCAGUCAAGGACUUGUUUUUAACUGUAAAUAAAAUUUUUAGCAUUUUGUUCAGUGGCAUUCUUUUUUUUUUCCUCACUGACCAGACUCCUAUAGUUUUGUUUUUACUGUGCAAAG